This is a messenger RNA of Peronospora belbahrii, 438 nucleotides long. The record is from the annotation of a GenBank genome assembly. NCBI's taxonomy places the organism in Eukaryota, Oomycota, Peronosporomycetes, Peronosporales, Peronosporaceae.
AUGCGUCAACGUACGAAAAGUGUAGUGAAUGUCCGCGAGUACUUUCGUACGGAUGGAAGUGGUGCACCUGAACAAGAAGAUGAUGAUGAUGCGGAUGAUUGGAUGACAAUUGCAAUGAUGGGUGCCUUCAUUCCAUCAUCCUUUUCAUCUUGUAAACGCAGUCGAAACGUGACCGUUGAAGUGGUGGAAAUCAAGAAAAAGACACGCGCUCGUACAUUAACGUGUGAUUCACUUGCAGACACAGAUGAUGACACAGAUGAUGACGAGGAGGACGAUGGAAUCCUUCGUAUUCGAGCAUGCAGUCAUGAUCGUCGCAUUAGCUUUGAUGAUGAUGUCAAUGUCGUGGAAAUUCCAGCGCGUUCAAGCUUUGAUCCAGAGUACAAACGUCGCGUUUGGUACUCACGUGACGAACUACGUCGUUGUCAAGAGUGUUGCUAG